Messenger RNA from Pollicipes pollicipes, 1034 nucleotides. It is a transcript of the gene mRpL16, whose product is annotated as mitochondrial ribosomal protein L16. NCBI's taxonomy places the organism in Eukaryota, Metazoa, Arthropoda, Thecostraca, Pollicipedomorpha, Pollicipedidae. The transcript has a single exon. Gene Ontology annotation, biological process: mitochondrial translation. Gene Ontology annotation, cellular component: ribosome; mitochondrial large ribosomal subunit. The record is from RefSeq and is a predicted model, not a curated record. Bases 194 to 937 code for a protein of 247 amino acids. Gene Ontology annotation, molecular function: structural constituent of ribosome; rRNA binding.
AUAUUCUGCUACCCUGGAUGUGGGUUCAAUUACGGCUCAAUUUUGGAUUGCUUACAGCAUGCAGCGUUGCUAGUGUGGGACGGCGGCUACAGCCCUGGGUCGUAGCGUCAUUGAGCAUUGCUUUGCCUUUGGGUACUGCCCUAAUAGGCGUGUUGCUGCCAGGUUGCAGCGGUUCGUAAGAGGUGAUUGCGGGAUGGACGUGAGGAGGAUAUUGCGAUGCUCAGGGGUUUUAAGCAACGCAGACCAUGUUGCAAGCCUUUUUGUACGGAGUGUUCCGGUGGCUGGAUUGAAGUACUUCAAGCCUCCUGCAGAUUACAGUGACAUGAAGAUACCUGAGAGACCCAAACUAUGGAUGCUACCCAAAGUACCACAAUUUCCUCCUGGUAUGCGGAUCCCGAAAUCACAAAAGAGGCUGAUUGACAUGAGAGGUCCAGAAACUGUACACAACCAGCUUCUGCACAAGCAGUAUGGGAUCAUAGCACUGACAGGAGGAAAGCUGAAGCAUGGCCACAUGGAAAUGAUCCGUAUGACUCUUGGUAGACGCAUAGAUGUGAAGAGGAUGUUCGCAGUGUGGCGAGUUGAUGCUGUAUGGAAGCCUGUGACAAAACGAGGCCAGGGAAAACGGAUGGGUGGUGGGAAGGGUGCAAUUGACCACUAUGUGUCCCCGGUCCGAGCAGGACGAGUGAUAGUAGAGCUGGCUGGUGCCUGCGAUUUUGAAGAGUGCAAGCCAGCCCUGCAGGAGGUGGCUGGAAAGCUGCCAUUCAAAGCAGAAGUGGUUAGCCAUGAAAUUCUGCAGAAAAAGCAAGAACUUGAAAGAUGGCAAGAGGCAAACAACAACAACCCAUACACAUAUGAGUAUCUGGUCCAGAACAACAUGACAGGAUGUCACAGGUGGUGUUCCAAGUAUGACAAGAUUUGGUUUGGCAAAUAUCAGUGACAGUUGUGCCAGAUAUCAGCAUGUUGUGCUAGACAUCCCAAGUUUCUAGCUUGUUUUGUCAGCUGAUUGGGAAUGCCUGGAAUAAAUAAAAGCUUUA